Messenger RNA from Opisthorchis viverrini, 285 nucleotides. RefSeq lists its product as hypothetical. The coding region runs from base 1 to 285 and encodes 94 amino acids. The record is from RefSeq and is a predicted model, not a curated record. NCBI's taxonomy places the organism in Eukaryota, Metazoa, Platyhelminthes, Trematoda, Opisthorchiida, Opisthorchiidae. The transcript has a single exon.
AUGGAGGGUUUGAAGCAGAUUCUGGUUGGCGUGUUCAUCAAUGUGCCGGGUAGGUAUGACGGGGUCCUCUUCCAGGACAGCAUGAUUGCGGAUAAGAAGCGAGAGUGCAUCCGCUUGGUGAAAAUUUUCUGUGCUGAUAGCGAGCGUUCCUCCUACAUGACUGGAAGGAUGUAUCGGUUAAACACUUCGGAAAAUCUGUAUUAUUCCCCGGAAUGGAAUCAUACGGGCUCCAGGAAUAUCCAAAUUGAAGCCAGCAGUCCCACUAGAAAAGAUCGUAUUUCGUAA